CGGAGUCUCGGACCGCUCCUCGGGUCACCUUUCAGUCACUAUCUUCAUGCAUUGUUUUUCCCAGUAAACCUUCACAAUCAGGUCUGAAUUCGACACGAUCGCUAAUUUCAUGAACGGGUGAAAUCCGAUCCCCCGAUAGAUGGUUUUUGGUGAAUUAAUCGCUCAUGCUAUAAAUUGGGUGUGUAAAUUUCCCCCGGAACUGCUUUUAUUCUGCACUGAUGAUGAUGGAGUCUUCUGGCAAAGACCUCACAGUUUUUGGCUUCAAAGAGGAAGACGAAGCUAUUGAAUCGGUGUCUGGUCGAUACACAGGGAAAUUCAGUAACUCCAAUGAGGGGAAUCUUACGAAGUAUAACUUCCUCCAAUGCUUUGCAGAAAGAACCAAUUUCCAACGGACAGAAACCAACAAUGCAUCAUGUGUAGAAGUUGAUUCAAGUGCUAGUGAUCACAAAUGCAACAAUGACGGUUCACAUGUUUUGGGUUUGUCGGCAGUGGAACGUGCUACUGAAAGAGGAAUUUUGAGUUUGGAUGCUGUUUUGGCAUCCAAUCCCAUGAGUUGUGAGCCACAUGUUUGUAAUAGUAUGGUUAACGUUGAACCUGAAAAUCUCUCUGGUGAAUUGAACUCCUUCAAAGUGGGAUCUUUAAGUCUGGAAAUGCCUUCAUCUGGGAACAAACAAUUUAACUCCACCCUUCUGGAACCUUUGUCCAAUAGUGAGCCAGUUGAUGUGGUUUCUGAUGAUGAUAGCAUGAAAACUUCUUCACCAUCAACUUCUUCCGAUCUAGUUAAGAAUGAAGAUUCUCUUGGGCAACCAGUUUCAGAUCACUGUUUUGAUGGUUGGAAAAUGGAUCAACUAAAUGUGGAUGUUGUUGUUUCCCCGGAUUAUGUUAUGUAUGGGGAUGCAUGUUGUACAGAGUCUUUCUUAGUUUUUUCAUGCAGUUGCAUCAAGCUCGAGGACUCAACUGCAUAUGGAAGCAAAGAAUGGGCCAUUGAUGAUGUUAUUGAUAUUGAAUCUCAGUGGUGUGCAAGGGUUGAGACCGCUAUGGUUAAGCUUUGUCUAAAAUUAGCAGAUGCACUGGGAGCUGAAAAUGCACAUGAAACUCCAGGAAUCUUGGAGUUGAUUUUUGCAGUAUCUGAUCCCAACUGGUCUGAGAAACAGGAAAAGAUCACUUUAUUAAAUGAAAGAUACGGGACUAUAUGGAAUGUUGUGUUCAAUACUGAAUUGGUAAGGGAGGAAGAUUUCGCAGGGCAGAAUGGCAUGCUGUUUUCAAAGCGCUGCUUCUAUAAUUUCGACAAGACUUUUGAAGAAGUUAUCUAUCCAAAAGGCGAUCCUGAUGCUGUUUCUAUUAGUAAGAGAGAUGUUGAACUGUUACAACCAGAGACAUUCAUCAAUGAUACUAUCGUUGAUUUUUAUAUCAAAUAUUUGAAGAAUAAAAUUCAACCUGAGGACAAGAACAGGUUCCAUUUUUUUAAUAGUUUUUUCUUUCGCAAGCUGGCCGAUAUGGACAAAGAUCCAUCUAGUGCUUCUGAAGGCAGGGCAGCUUUUCAACGUGUUCAUAAAUGGACAAGGAAAAUCAAUCUAUUUGAAAAGGAUUACAUCUUUAUUCCUGUAAACUUCAAUCUUCAUUGGAGCUUGAUAGUCAUCUGCCAUCCUGGUGAAGUGGUUAAUUUCAAAGAUGAAGAUGCUAACAAGUCCCUGAAGGUACCAUGCAUACUGCACAUGGAUUCUAUCAAAGGAAGUCAUAAAGGCCUCAAAAAUCUUGUUCAAAGUUACUUAUGGGAAGAGUGGAAAGCAAGGCAAAAUGAGUCACUUGAGGAUGCUUCAUCAAAAUUCAUUAAUUUGCGGUUUAUUCCAUUGGAGCUUCCACAGCAGGAAAAUUCAUUUGAUUGCGGCUUGUUCCUGCUCCAUUAUGUAGAAUUGUUUUUGGAGGAAGCUCCAGUCAACUUCAACCCUUUCAGAAUAACAAAGCUCUGCAACUUUCUUAACAUGGACUGGUUUCUACCUUCUGAGGCAUCUCUGAAACGUGCAUAUAUUAAGAAAAUAAUCCAUGAAAUCCUUGAAGAUCAGUUACAGAAAGUACCUUCAACUGCUUGUGGUGAUGAGAAUCACUCUGAAUUUCUAAAAAAAAAUAAUGAUACUGAAAAUACAGUGGAGUUUCUCUCUGAGAAACUUAGCCCAGUAAAGCCAUCUGAUAUUAGUUCAUCUUGUUCCACUGCUGAACGAGGUAUUGAAAUCAAACUGUUGUCUGCAUCAUCUCUUGGUGGUUCUCAAUGCACCAGGGAGUUACUUGAACCAGGAGCUUCUGCUGGAUCAUUCCCUGAUGGGCAAUAUCAGCUUUUUGAUCAGGCGGAACCUUUGCAAAGACUAAACUCUGCUAUAUCACCAGUUGAGGAUGCACUACAGGAUGCUGAAACUGGUAAACAAUUUGCGUACUCACCAUCAGGUGAAGCCUUUCAGCCAAAUGAAGCUUGCAUGGCUUCCUCAUAUUUCUGUAAAGAUUUUGGAGCAACAGGCACACUUUGGAAUCCAAGAAUCUGCAUGCAACUGGAUAAAGAUGAGGAUGAAAGCUCCUCUCCUAAUUCCUCUGGUUGUGAAGCACAAAUUUCAUCAGAAAUAGAGGUGGGUGAGCAUUUUAAAAAUAGGGAUGUUGUUGGUGCAAAUCAGCCGGAGGAAACAGUGGCAGAGAAGCCAGCAGCAGACUCACCAGAAAAAAUUUGGUGUCUCACGGGAAGCCCAACUUCAGCCUCCAAUGAAAGAUUGGAGAAUUGUAUUGUUGAGGAUUCUCAAGAAAUGGAUACAAUGUGUGAGAAUAAUGGAUCCAUUACUUGCCAAGAUCCCCUUGCCCCGACCCAUCAUUAUGAGGUUGAGUCAACUGAAAACCUGGAUUUUAUGGCCAAUCAUGUGGAAAUAGGGAGUAAUGAUCCACUGUCAGAUUCAGAUGAAAGAGUUGUAAAACGGCCAAGGCUCGGGCCUCCCCUUGAAGAACUGUGACAAUUGACAAGCAAGAGGUCUGUCAGUGCCAGAAGGAAGUAUUCACGACUUGGGUAAUCAGAGGGGUAUUUGUCUUCUUACUGGGGUUGCUGAUUUUGCCGUGUUGUGAAUAUUUUUUUCACGGCUCUACAUUGAGAAGGGUUGGGUGUCCAAUCAUAGGAUUUGAGAUUUGCUAAUAUUUUUCUUGUAGGAAGGUAGCCCUUUGUGGUAAUAUUUCUUGUAAAGAUAUUCAUCAAAAAAAUAUUUCUUGUAAAGAACCAUGCAUCAUACAAUGAAUCCCCCCCCUUCCCAAGUCGUUGAUCAAUAAUCACUCUUUUUAUGUGAA
Molecule: messenger RNA, 3312 nt
Organism: Nelumbo nucifera (sacred lotus)
Lineage: Eukaryota; Viridiplantae; Streptophyta; Magnoliopsida; Proteales; Nelumbonaceae
Product: putative ubiquitin-like-specific protease 2B
Biological process (GO): proteolysis
Molecular function (GO): cysteine-type peptidase activity
Source: RefSeq, a predicted model, not a curated record